Gordionus sp. m RMFG-2023 is the source of this 1248-nucleotide messenger RNA. RefSeq lists its product as uncharacterized. Lineage: Eukaryota; Metazoa; Nematomorpha; Gordioida; Chordodea; Parachordodidae. The transcript is spliced from 2 exons. The record is from RefSeq and is a predicted model, not a curated record. The coding region runs from base 10 to 912 and encodes 300 amino acids.
GUUACCUUGAUGUUACACAUAUGUAGAUCAUCUUAUUUUAUAGAAGGCAGAACAAUCCAUAUUCCAAAAAGUAUUAUGUUCUCAGCAAUUAAAGAAGAGAAUCUUAGUGCCCCCGUUACUGAAGAAAAAUAUGAAGUAGAAAGCGAUGACGCCGAUGAUGUUAAAAAGGCUGAACAGAAAUUUAAGGCAAAAUAUCAAAUUUCAAACAAACCUUUAUCCUCAAACUUUUUACAAAAGAGAUUACAGAAAGGGCAAAAGUUUUUUGAUUCCGGUGACUACAACAUGGCUAUAGCUAGCAAAAACAAAUCCAAUAAGGCGCCUGCUGACAUAACAUUAAACAAUUCUAAUACCAUGGUUUUUAAUCCUAAUAUCUCUUCCCCUAAUAAAUUGAUUAAUAACACGGUUUCAAAUUCAAAAAUAAAUGACGAAUCCAAAAAAAAAAACUUCGAAAAUGUAAUCAUAUGUGACAAGGGUACUUGUGUUGAACAGGGUGUUAUUGAUAAUUUAACCUUACACAAAGAAUAUAGAGAAGAUUUAGAUUUAAAUAAUAUAAAAAUCAAUUCUAGCAAGAAAAAAGUUGCUGAUAUACCUAUCAAUUCAAACUCGGCCUUUUUUGACUCUUCUAAUAAUAUCGUGAAGGAAAAAACAGAAUUGAAGGAAGUUAAUAAAAGAAGAGAAAGCACUUCGCUAGGCCAUGAAUCAAAUCCCGGCCUCGACAAAAAUUUAGAAGACAUAAUGGGAAGGGUCAUUCCAACUCCUGAGAAUGUGCCUGCUCGAAAAGCUAGUAUACCUAUAUUGCUAGGCAGCAACACUAUUGGCUUGCCAGCUUCACUUAAAUCUACCCAACAAUCUCACCCACAUUUGACAGUUUAUAACCAUAAUCAAUCUCAUAGACACUCUUCACUUCAAUAAUAUGGAUAUCUAGUGGAGCAAACCAUAUAAAUGUUAUUGUUUUUAUCCCUUAUACUAUAUUCUAAUUUGUAUUUCUUAUUAUAUCGAUAAGAAAGGUAAACAAAAUUAAAUUAUAAUCAAAUUUUGUAACCCAUUUUCUUAAUAUUUAAUGGAAGGAUUUUAAAUUGUUUUUUUUUAAAAAAAUACUUUUUAUAAAUAUCAUUGAAAAGAUUUUUUUGUGUAUUUUUGCAAAAUUCUAUUUUUAUAAAUAUUAUAGAUGGCGAUUUAUAAAAUCAAUUUUCUCCCUUUAUAUUUAAUAUAAUAUGUUAAUUUUUUUAUUGCUACACCUAUUCAUAG